AUGAGGAGUUCACUGUUGAUCCUCCUGGUUCUUGUCUUGCUCUCCUCUGUUCCACCAGUUAAAAGUGGACCAAAUGCUUACCUCAAGAAGAUCUUCGAAACCUGCUGGCGAUUGAAAGGCACCUGCAAGUUAGCAUGUGCAGAGAGUGAAGUCUAUCACAUUUUUUGUAACAAUUAUCAUCUUUGCUGUGUCUCCGAAAAAGACUUGCCUAUCCUUGUUGGGUGAUAGCUGUGAGUUCAGCAAGCCUCCUGCAGAUGUUUUCUGGGACUCCAGAUCCCUCUCAGCGGCGCCACCUCAUUAAAAUCAUGGCUUUACUCCACCCUGUGGCUGUGUUGGCUGUGUCUAUCCUACAGAAAUACUCUCCUAGUUGCAGUUCCCGUCUUCAGUGUUAUUUUCUUUUUGAGAACUUGUGACUGACCAAGUUUUCUGA
Messenger RNA from Ochotona curzoniae (black-lipped pika), 430 nucleotides. RefSeq names its product defensin beta 135 (gene DEFB135). Gene Ontology annotation, biological process: innate immune response. The transcript has 2 exons. Bases 1 to 225 code for a protein of 74 amino acids. Gene Ontology annotation, cellular component: extracellular region. The record is from RefSeq and is a predicted model, not a curated record. NCBI's taxonomy places the organism in Eukaryota, Metazoa, Chordata, Mammalia, Lagomorpha, Ochotonidae.